GGAGCGAGCACGCAGGCCCCGGGGCAGCGUACGCAAGCCGAGGCAGCGCGUGGCCGUUUACGCCUAAGUGUUGCGGGAGUUAUCAAGCACUGUUGUAGGUGUUGGCUGGCUCUGGCUUUUGAAGAGGUUGUGCGCUGAGGAAGAUCAAAGCAGCAACCUUUGCCCGUUAGGGAAUGGACCGUUUGGGCUCCUUUAGCAAUGAUCCCUCUGAUAAGCCACCGUGUAGAGGCUGCUCCUCCUACCUCAUGGAACCUUAUAUUAAGUGUGCUGAAUGUGGGCCACCUCCUUUUUUUCUCUGCUUGCAGUGUUUCACUCGAGGAUUUGAGUACAAGAAACAUCAAAGCGAUCAUACAUAUGAAAUAAUGACCUCAGACUUUCCUGUUCUUGACCCCAGCUGGACUGCUCAAGAAGAAAUGGCACUUUUAGAAGCUGUGAUGGACUGUGGCUUUGGAAAUUGGCAGGAUGUGGCCAAUCAGAUGUGUACCAAGACCAAGGAGGAGUGCGAAAAGCACUACAUGAAGCAUUUCAUCAAUAACCCUCUGUUUGCUUCUACCCUGCUAAACCUGAAACAAGCAGAGGAGGCAAAGACUGCUGAUACAGCCAUUCCAUUUCACUCUACAGAUGACCCUCCCCGACCUACCUUUGACUCCUUGCUUUCUCGGGACAUGGCAGGAUACAUGCCAGCUCGAGCAGAUUUCAUUGAGGAAUUUGACAAUUAUGCAGAAUGGGACUUGAGAGACAUUGAUUUUGUUGAAGAUGACUCAGACAUUUUACAUGCUCUGAAGAUGGCUGUGGUAGAUAUCUAUCAUUCCAGGCUAAAGGAGAGACAGAGACGAAAAAAAAUUAUAAGAGAUCAUGGAUUAAUCAACCUUAGAAAAUUUCAAUUAAUGGAAAGGCGGUACCCCAAAGAAGUCCAAGACCUUUAUGAAACAAUGAGGCGAUUUGCAAGGAUUGUGGGCCCAGUGGAACAUGACAAAUUCAUUGAAAGCCAUGCACUGGAAUUUGAACUUCGAAGGGAAAUAAAGCGACUUCAGGAAUAUAGGACAGCAGGCAUUACCAAUUUUUGUAGUGCCAGGACAUAUGAUCACCUAAAGAAGACACGUGAGGAAGAACGCCUUAAGCGCACCAUGCUCUCUGAGGUUCUGCAGUACAUCCAGGACAGCAGUGCAUGCCAGCAGUGGCUCCGCCGGCAAGCUGACAUUGAUUCCGGACUGAGUCCUUCUAUUCCAAUGGCUUCAAAUUCAGGUAGACGGAGUGCACCACCUUUGAACCUUACUGGCCUUCCUGGCACGGAGAAGCUGAAUGAAAAAGAAAAGGAGCUCUGUCAGAUGGUGAGGUUGGUCCCAGGAGCCUAUUUAGAAUAUAAAUCUGCUCUCCUGAAUGAAUGUAACAAGCAAGGAGGCUUGAGACUGGCACAGGCAAGAGCGCUCAUCAAGAUAGACGUGAACAAGACCCGGAAAAUUUAUGAUUUCCUCAUCCGAGAAGGAUACAUCACCAAAGCUUGAGCUCGUAAGGCCCUCGGAUCCCAAGUCUGAACUUUGGAAUGUGGUGUGUCAAGAGGACAGUGUACACAUUCUGAAGGGUCUUGUUGUUGAGCUGAAUUCUCACUGUACAAAAAGAAGACAAAGGAAA
Octodon degus (degu) is the source of this 1632-nucleotide messenger RNA. It is a transcript of the gene Tada2a, whose product is annotated as transcriptional adaptor 2A. Gene Ontology annotation, biological process: chromatin remodeling; regulation of transcription by RNA polymerase II. The coding region runs from base 174 to 1505 and encodes 443 amino acids. Gene Ontology annotation, cellular component: SAGA-type complex; nucleus. The transcript has 16 exons. Gene Ontology annotation, molecular function: transcription coactivator activity; protein binding; zinc ion binding. The record is from RefSeq and is a predicted model, not a curated record. Lineage: Eukaryota; Metazoa; Chordata; Mammalia; Rodentia; Octodontidae.